Gracilinanus agilis (Agile Gracile Mouse Opossum) is the source of this 780-nucleotide messenger RNA. Its product is annotated as leukocyte immunoglobulin-like receptor subfamily A member 5. The record is from RefSeq and is a predicted model, not a curated record. The coding region runs from base 1 to 780 and encodes 259 amino acids. The transcript is spliced from 5 exons. Lineage: Eukaryota; Metazoa; Chordata; Mammalia; Didelphimorphia; Didelphidae.
AUGACUCCUGCCCUCCCAGUCCUGCUGUGCCUCGGGCUGUGUCUGUGCAAGAGGACAAGGACUGAGGCAGCAGAUGGACUCCACAAACCCUCCCUCAGGGUAGAGAAUGGCCCUUUGGUGCCCCAAGGGAGAGCUGUGACACUCAGGUGCAGGGGGUCAUGGGAGGCUGAAGAGUGGUGGCUGGAGAAAAGAGGAGGAUCUGGAUGGUCACCGAUGAAAUCUGUGAGAGGAGCUGGGAAUGAGGGAGAGUUUUCCCUCCCAUCCGUAACAUCAAAUAAUGCAGGGACCUACCGGUGCUUCUACAGACAUUCAUCCUAUGGGUGGUCAGAACCCAGUGACCCCCUGAAGCUGGUGGUGACAGACCUCUCUGCCCCGCCCUCCCUGGCAGCCCUGCCCAGCUCUGAGGUGGCCUCAGGACAGAAUGUGACCCUGCAGUGUUGGUCAGACUGGUGGUAUGACUGGUGUGUCCUGUACAAGGAGGGAGAAGAGAUCACCCGCAGCUGGACCCGGAGCUAUGAAGGAGGGCGUCAGGCUGACUUCUUCUUCCCUGUUGUGAAUCAGACCCACGAUGGCACUUACCGAUGCUACAGCUUUCAUAGUUCUUCCCCCAAUCUGUGGUCCUCCCCCAGUGCCCCCCUUGUGCUCAGGGUCUCAGAUGCUGCUGCCCAGGAUUACACUGUGGGCAAUCUGGUCCGCCUCAUUUUGGCUGGGUUCGUCUUCAUCCUCCUGGGGAACCUGCUGGUUGUGCAUUGGAAAAGCUUCAGGGGGCAACCCAUCUAG